AUGCUUACCGGUACUUACAAGAGCGUAUUUGGACAAUCCCGGGACCGGUACCGUAUGCCAAUCAACGCCCCCGGCAUCGCUUCACCAGCCCCGCAGAAAUCCCCGACCCGGGGCCCCGGCUAUCUUUAUCGCCACCACACCAAACCCCCCAGCCCGCUUCUUGCAACCAUGUCCAUUAUACAUCCUGGGGACGAGAAGCAAGAAAUCAGGCAGUUUAUCGGAGAAGAGAAGACAGAAACAUUGGACACGAUGCCGCGUUUCCUCCGCCGCAUCUUCAACCCCACAUCUACAUCUACAUCCACACCCACAUCCACAUCCAAAUCCAAUCCCUUCCGUUCCAUCACCCGCACCACCAGCGAACCAGACGUCCACCUCCACGCCCACACCGUAACAUCACCGUCAUCACCACCACAGCCACCAUCACCCUCCCAAUCCCCCCUCCAACGCACCCGCCGCGUCCUCGUCCGCAGCCCCCUAGACCCCCACAACACCACCCCUUCUGCCUGGAAAUCCGUCUUCUUUGAGCCCGAGACGGGGAAUGAAGAGGAGCACAUGGCGCUCCGAGAGACCGGAUGCGGCGCCAGUCUAGCCAACAGCAACAGCAACAGUAACACCGAUAGCACCGAUCUGCAUAGACCGAUUCUUGCGUCAGCGCAGCAGCCGUCCGAGCGCGUCGUGCAGACGCCCAGGACGAGGAGGCGGUUGAGUAAGAAGCGGAGAGGGCCUGGGUCAAAGGGUUGA
Messenger RNA from Plenodomus lingam JN3, 741 nucleotides. The record is from RefSeq and is a predicted model, not a curated record. NCBI's taxonomy places the organism in Eukaryota, Fungi, Ascomycota, Dothideomycetes, Pleosporales, Leptosphaeriaceae.